UCCCCCGAGGCUGCCCUGCGCGGCCACAAACAGCCCGGGAGUCAGCUCCGUGUUCCUGCGACUGGCUGGCGGCUGUCGGGGUGCUGCUCCCCAGGUCCCAGGAGGGAAAGCUCUCUUGGAAGAGCUGGAAAGGUGCCCGACUCCGGCCAUGCUGGCGCUGCUCUGUGCCUACCUGCUCCUGACGUCCCUCGCCUCUUAUGUCUCCACCGACCCGGACCUGGAGCAGCCCAGCUCCCGCAUAGGGGAGCAGAUCCGCGACAUGUACGCCAAAGUGACGGAGAUCUGGCAGGAGCUGACGCAGCGGUGGGCGGUGGGCGGCGGCCAGGACGCCGCGCUACACGCCUCCUGCCCCGUGCUGCCGUCGGCCACGCUGGACGCGGCGCAGCCCCGCGUGAGCGGCGUCGUGCUCUUCCGGCAGCUCCGGCCCGGCGCCUUGCUCGAGGCCUUCUUCCACCUGGAGGGGUUCCCGGCCGAGCCCAACGGCACCAGCCGCGCCAUCCACGUGCACCAGUUCGGGGACCUGAGCCAGGGCUGCGACUCCACCGGCGCGCACUACAACCCGCUGGCCGUGCCCCACCCGCAGCACCCGGGCGACUUCGGCAACUUCGUGGUGCGCGACGGCCAAGUCUGGAAGUACCGCUCCGGCCUGGCCGCCUCGCUCUCCGGCCCGCACUCGAUCGCGGGCCGCUCCGUGGUGAUCCACGAGGGCGAGGACGACCUGGGCCGCGGUGGCAACCAGGCCAGCCUGGAGAACGGCAACGCGGGCCGCCGGCUCGCCUGCUGCGUGGUGGGCCUGUGCGGGCCGGGGCCCUGGGCGCGCAAGAUGCAGGAGCACGCGGAGCACAAGAAGCGGCGGCGAGAGAGCGAGUGCAAGGCCGGCUGAGCCCCCACCGGGCGCCCCGAGAGCUCCUUCCACGCCCCAGACCCACUCCACGUGCCCUGGGAGCCCCUCCACGCCCUGACACCCCCACAAGUGCCUGACAUCCCCUCCGAGUACCCCAAGACCCCUCGACGCCUGACACCUCUCCAGACUCCCGAGACUCCCUCCAUGUGGCCCAGGCCCCCUUCUACAUGGAUCUAUCUGUGCUGUGACACCUCUUCCAAGCACCCUCAGACCCUUCUACACCCUGACACCCCUCCAGGUGCCCCAGGAUCCCCUCUACACCCUGACUCUCCUCCAAGCUCCCAAGAUGCCUGCCAUGUGACCCAGGACCCCUUCUACACAUCCCAGGAUCCCUCCAUGCCUUGACACCACUCCAAGAACCCUGGGACACCUCUACACCCUGACACCUCUCCAAGUGCCCAAGAUCCCCUCCACGUGACCCAAGUCCCCACCCUCUCAUCUUGAUUUUUCUUCUGCUCCCAGAGACACUCCCUACUCUGAGGUACCACUUUUGCCAUGGCUAGGAUCUCCCCGAAAAUCCCCUCCACCCUGAGGUCUCCAACCAUGUAUACUGAGACACCCCCUUUCAUCCUGAGGGCACCCUGAGCUCUGAGAACCCCCAGAGAUAAUGAAAUAUCCCCAUUUACCCUGAGGGUCUUCCAGACUCCCCCCUUUCCACCCUGGCACCCCUGCCCUCACUCUGUGAGCCCUGAGAUCCCUCAAUGCCCUAAGAACCUACCUACCCCCACCCCCUUUAGGUUCCUCCUAGGCAGUCUGAGACCCCUCCUGAGGUUGCCUCUCCCCCUCCCCCUCCCCAGCAUGUGCAGUGCAGCCUGCACUUAGGCCCCCCUGCCCGGUGUCUCCAGCUAUUCCCCCAACCCCACACCCCAGAGAGCUGCUUCUCUGUGGGCUGUUUGGCAGUCUUCGUGUUGCACAUUAAAAACUUAGCAAUUCAGUACUGCAUGGGGGCCUUGGUUACUUUUUUGGUUUAUUUGAGGCUUCUCUCCCCACUCAGCUAUUUUUUGGGGGAAUGGCAAAGAUGUUUACCAAACCUCUUAGGACUUCUCCUUCUCUCCUGC
Physeter macrocephalus (sperm whale) is the source of this 1962-nucleotide messenger RNA. It is a transcript of the gene SOD3, whose product is annotated as superoxide dismutase 3. NCBI's taxonomy places the organism in Eukaryota, Metazoa, Chordata, Mammalia, Artiodactyla, Physeteridae. The record is from RefSeq and is a predicted model, not a curated record. Gene Ontology annotation, molecular function: copper ion binding. Gene Ontology annotation, biological process: superoxide metabolic process. The transcript is spliced from 2 exons. Bases 149 to 883 code for a protein of 244 amino acids.